AUGCCAGGAGUGAUCAGGAGUGGCUGUGUGGCUCUGUUCCUUAUCCUGACUUCUGUGUCUGCGGUGCAAAAGCUCAGGACAAUCAAUGAUCUCAAAAAGGUCAACUUUGGCCCCACUGUGCCUUCCCACACUCUUUUACUACUCCACUGGUUCGCCAGCACUGUUGAUAUUGACAAUAACAAUGUUGUCAGACUGACCUUCGAUCCAAACCGCGGCGAUUACGGCUCGCAUCACUAUGGAAACUAUGAAAGGUUGUUGGAACUGCUGCCUCGGGGAAACACACGAUAUUUCACUGUGGGCAAUCUCUAUCACGAGAUGUCGUCACAGCUGCCUUCCUAUGUUGUCCACCCUCGACAAGGGUAUGAGGGGAGAAACAGGGACCGGAUCAUAUUUAGAGUGAGAGAACAAAAUUUGGAAUGGCAGUCUGGACUGAUAGACAGAGUGUACAUCACGCAGCAUUACCAGACAUCUGAUAAUCUGGGGACCGCGUACGAUCCUGCACACACUUACGAAGUCACAAUCAAUCUUUUAAGUCAAAUCAGGCAGUUUUCUACAGCGGACGGCGACAGAUACUCUCUGCAGAAUCUAAGAGAUCGCUUUGGAAGCAGAGCUGACGACUCUCAGAUGAGGUACCUCCGAAACACGUGGGGGGACCUGGCCUGUCUCGGGCUGCUUUUGUUUAUUGUGAUCCAGGAAAAGAACAUCUCUGAUAAACCCAACAAUAGGCGACAGCCUCAAGUGAAAAGGAACACGCAACCUGAUUUUGUUGUCCACAUCCCAGAGCGCAGGCCAAUUGUUGCUUCUCAGUAUUAUCUAGGUUUUACGCAGCCUGAGAUGCAACUUAGGGUAACGACAAGCACGAAAGGAAAAGCAAAAAUUAUUUGGCAUAACGUGCCGGUAAAUUGUCUAAAUGAAGGUGCCAUGGUAGUGCUGUAUAGGAAUGAUGAAGCUCAGACACACUUAACUUAUAAGUCUAUUGGAAACGCAAAAUCGGGCAUUUAUAACACAUCAGUACCUCUGAAUGAAGGCCUUCAAGUUCGGCUACACAAAAUUAAGAAGCUGUGCUGCUUCUGGACAUCCAUUGGAGAGGAAAUACACAGGGGUGGCGAGUUUGAGACCCCCUCAGAUGUGAGUAUAAAAGGCUACAGUGCAAAGCUGCAACUUUUUGCAAAGGACGGAAAGGCUGGUGCUCGAUUGUACGUGAGGAAGACGUUCAAUGACUGGAAAUCCGAAUUCAAACGUUCAUGGGUCGGGUUCUACAGCUCUGGUCAACAAGACACGGGGGACUAUGAAUGGUGGCAAUGGCAGUGGGCAACCAAAUUCAACCUAAGCACAGAUUGUCCGGACACUUCCUAUGAUGUCUAUGAAUAUUGCUCAGGUAUGGCCAUUGCUCCAGGAGUCCAGGCACGCUUCAUACUGCAUGGGCACGCAGAAAAAGCACGCACACCAGGCUGGACGGGCUGA
Molecule: messenger RNA, 1464 nt
Organism: Menidia menidia (Atlantic silverside)
Lineage: Eukaryota; Metazoa; Chordata; Actinopteri; Atheriniformes; Atherinopsidae
Source: the annotation of a GenBank genome assembly